Fusarium sp. VM40 is the source of this 1242-nucleotide messenger RNA. Lineage: Eukaryota; Fungi; Ascomycota; Sordariomycetes; Hypocreales; Nectriaceae. The record is from the annotation of a GenBank genome assembly.
AUGUUAUCUUCUACCGUACUUACCGCACUUGCGGUUCUCGCUUCAUCUGCCAACGCAUGGCUUCCUAGCCAGGAGUCCCAAGGUCUAAACGAGCGCGACGGUGACGUCUUUACAUAUCCUCUACGAUCUGGCAACGACAAAAGAUGGCUUCCGGCGAGUAAAAAGAUCCGUGGAGUGAACCUCGGAUCUCUUUUCGUCUUUGAACCCUGGAUCGACAGCCAGGAAUGGGCAAACACUGGAUGCGAGGGCGAAAAGUCAGAGUUCGAUUGUGUUUUGAACAAAGGUCAAGAUGUGGCGGAUAAGAACUUUCAGGCUCACUGGAAGAAUUGGAUCAAUCAGAGCGAUCUGGAUGAGAUGCUCAGUUAUGGUCUGAACACGAUUCGUGUCCCUCUUGGAUACUGGCUCAAGGAGGACCUAGUUGACAAGUCGGAACACUUCCCAAAGGGUGGAUUGGAAUACCUAACUCAGCUCUGUGGCUGGGCGAGUGAUAGAGGCUUCUACAUCAUUCUCGAUUUUCAUGGCGCACCUGGUGCUCAGGAACCCAACCAGCCCUUCACAGGUCAAUAUGCACCUAAAGUCGGAUUCUACAAUGACUAUAACUACGGUCGUGCAAUUGAAUGGCUCGAGUGGAUGACAGACAUUAUUCAUUCCAAGCAAGAAUACCGCAAUGUCGGCAUGCUUGAGCUGGUGAAUGAACCGCUGAACUGGGACAGUGCUGUUGAGUCCCUGCGAAGUUCUUAUUAUCCCAAAGCCUACAGUGCUAUCCGUAAGAUUGAGGAGAAUCUCAAGGUCUCUGACAAUGAUCGUCUUCACAUCCAGAUGAUGGGCUCUCUCUGGGGCAGUGGAAACCCUACCGAGUUCCUCAGCGAUACCUCAUUCACAGCAUUUGAUGACCACCGCUACCUCAAGUGGGACACAAGCAUCGAAGCCUCCCAAGAUGCAUACAUCAAGCAAUCAUGCUCAGACGACCGCAAUACCGACGGCCCCACGAUCGUUGGCGAAUGGGCCUUGUCUGUCCCUGAUAAUGUCGAGAAUACCGAAGCUUGGAAUCCUCAGACUCAUAAGGAGUUCCACACCAAGUGGUUCUCUGCUCAGGUGCAUGCUUACGAGAAGAGUACCCUUGGAUGGGUUUUCUGGACAUGGAAGGCCAACCUUGGUGAUGACUACCGCUGGUCUUAUAGAGAUGCUGCACGGGCUGGAGUCAUUCCCAAGAAUCUUGACUCCCUUCCUAAUGUCUGUUAA